UAGAAUCGGCUAACCCCCUUUGAUUCGUAAGACUAUAUGUGAAGUCUUAAGUAACUUAAACUGUACUGCGGCUUGUUUCACGAAUGUUUGUUCAUCUUAAACAUAGAUUCCGCUGCGACUGCUGCCAUGCAAUCGUCUCCAACUGUCCCUCUUUCCAAUGGCUUGCAAAUUCCAAUACUUGGACUUGGUACAUCACACCAUGGUGGCUACUCCAAUGAGGCAGUGCUCUACGCUCUGCGAGAGUGUGGUAUCAGACAUAUAGACACGGCAAAGCGGUAUGGCUGUGAGGAGGCUUUGGGCAAGGCUGUAGCAGAGAGCAGUGUGCCACGACAGGACCUCUGGCUCACCACCAAACUUUGGCCUGGAGACUAUGGCUAUCAGAGCACUAAAGAGGCCUUCCGGGCGUCCUGUGUCAGACUCGGUGUGGAAUACUUGGACCUGUAUCUGAUGCACUGGCCAGACUGCACAGUUCAGGGUCGGUCCAAUAGGGAGGUUCGGGCAGAGACAUGGAGGGCCAUGGAGGACCUGUAUGAUGAAGGGUUGUGUCAAGCAAUCGGAGUCAGCAACUUUCUGGUUCCACAUCUGGAGGAGUUGAAGGAGGACUGUGGAGUAGUCCCUCAUGUUAAUCAGGUGGAGUAUCAUCCCUUCCAGCAGCCCCGGGUGCUGAUGGACUACUGUUGUAAGGAGGGCAUUACCUUUGAGGGUUACUGUCCCCUUGCCAAAGGCCAAGCCUUAAUCCAUCCCACCAUCCUCCAGAUAGCCAACAAGUACGGACGUACAGCCUCCCAGAUCUGCAUUCGCUGGAGUAUUCAGAAUGGAGUUAUUACAAUCCCAAAGUCCACCAAACCAGAAAGGAUUCUCGAAAACUGUCAGGUGUUUGGGUUCCAACUGGAUGACACAGCCAUGACAGCGCUGAGUGCAUUGCAUGAUGGGAGACAUGUGUCCUGGGACCCAACACAUGUUGAGUGAGAGUUUUCGGGUUUACGCUGAAAGAGGACGAUAUGGAGUGCAUUAAGAGACUUCACAGCGACAAGAAGCUAAUUCACCUCACUUAUCCUCUUUGGAAAGGAUGAACAUCCAGGUUUUGUCCGAAGAUCACGACCUCAUAUUAUCACCAGUUAUCUCCUCUGUUCAGAACGAUGCACAAAAUUUUGUUUCUGUGGUUGAGAGUGAGAACGGAAUGAACUAGACUAGGAAAACAAAGCACAGUCCUGGUGUGCCCCCACCCCCCACCGGAUCCUGAAUCAACAGACUUCAUCAGUACUAGUGCUGCUCACAUCCCACAUGUGCCUUAAGUGAAGAGUAAUAGGUGUAGAAUAUGAACUGUGUGCAGGGAGGAAAAUCAGGUCUCUGUCAAAGCCACUGCUUUGGUCUGAAUGGAUUAAGACUUGUGGAUAUCCAGAAGUGUAUGAUGGUCUAAAUGGAUCAAGACUUGUGGAUAUCUAGCAGUGUAUGACGGGUGAAACAGAUGAUUUGAAAAUAUCUUUAUUGUCCUUGUUUUUAACUUUUUUUUUUUUAAACACUAAUCUUAUGUGUGAAUGAAAUAAAGGCACACAUUGACAUGA
Molecule: messenger RNA, 1565 nt
Organism: Chanos chanos (milkfish)
Lineage: Eukaryota; Metazoa; Chordata; Actinopteri; Gonorynchiformes; Chanidae
Exons: 8
Coding region: 127-969 (280 amino acids)
Source: RefSeq, a predicted model, not a curated record